Mercenaria mercenaria is the source of this 2217-nucleotide messenger RNA. RefSeq lists its product as uncharacterized. The transcript has 3 exons. Lineage: Eukaryota; Metazoa; Mollusca; Bivalvia; Venerida; Veneridae. The coding region runs from base 352 to 945 and encodes 197 amino acids. The record is from RefSeq and is a predicted model, not a curated record.
UCUAGGCAACAUCUCACGGUAAUAUUCUGCCCCACAGUAUUGGUAAUCAUAAAAAUGUCAAAGAUAAUAGCUGUCAAUAUGCAUCAUAUUUAGAGAGAAAAUAGUAAAUACCAGGAAUUUUUUGUUGGAUUUAGACGAUAAAUGUGAAUUUAUUCAUACCCAUACAAAAUUGUACAAGAAAAAGGAAAAUAUUCGUUUAUGUGCAUCAACGAAAAACAGCACAUAAAACAUGUGACCAAAGGAAUAUUAUCAGUUAGAGAAUUCUGAUAAUAAUGGGCUAGAACAAAGUAAAUGGACCUUUGUUGAACUAGUUUGAAUUGUUCUUAAAUUUUGAAAAAGGUUACAUUUAAAAUGUAUUUGACGCCUUCAAAUAUUUUAUACACUCACCGUGACCCAGAAAUAUACAGCACAACAGAGAAAGCAUUUUAUGAAAUAUCAAAAUCCAUGCACAGUAGCACGGUAUUUCCAAAGCUCCAAGUUGUGAAGAAAGGCGGAUUUUACUUUACAUUAAAUGACGCAAAGCUUCAUGUAUAUAGACGUCUCGAGAAAUUAGGACGUUGUAGCAGCGUUGAGGUAGAAAAAGUUUCGCUAAAAGAAGUUCCAGAAGGAAUAAGAAAUCUCAUGACCGCUCCAGACAAUGUCCCUCGAUACAAAGUUCACAAAGCAAAAGACAAACGGCAAAGAGGAAAGUAUGAAAGUAUCACCACAUUCACCAGCACUAAUAUAAACACAGAUGAGUCAUUAGUAUUUACUAAAUGUUCAGAAGAUACGGACAAUGACGAGAAGAAAUCGGAUGUCUCUGACAAUUCAGAAACAGAGCAUGGUGCAUCAGGAUCAGACUGGACUGAUGAAGAUAUUAGCGAAACAGAUAUUGAAUCUUCAGAAGAGCAUACAGUUGACGAAGAUGAUGAGUCGAGUUCUAAUGAAAACGAACGAUUUAUCUGAGGACUUAAGUACAAAGUUAUUUAUAUCUUAAUGACUAAUUUAUCAUCUCAUCAGUGAUAUACACGAUAGAAAGGAAAAGUUUUUUGUGUGACGUGUGUAGUCUCAACCUGGAAUUAAUAGAACAACGUAGGAGUAUUUCCAGCCGAGCCCAUGGCGGGUGUCAUUUUUACCUCCUCAGCAUCCAGUUUGUGCCGAUACUGCUGGAAACAGUACCAGUUUAAGUGAAUCAUCCAGCACUGAACACACGUAGGGAUAUCAGCCAAACCCGGGAUUCGAACCCGGACUGCCAGCGUUGUAGUACAACAUGCCAACCACUGCGCCACUGAUUAUCUAAGAAUUGAAGAAUAACUGCAAUAAUCUCGUAUUACAUGAAUAUAUAGCUACGUAUGCAUUACUGAAAUUUUGGAAUUUGAAAUUAAUUGGGAAAAUGUAGAAGCGAUCUGAUUGAUGGUAGAAAUUUUGCGUACUUGUGUUGCGCUGAGAAAACACUACUAUUUUAUUCUUUCCCAAACACGUAUACAUAAUUUUCUUCAUAUUUUAUUAAUGUCAAUUGAUAAUUUCUGAAAUAAAGAAAAUACUAGACUAAGAACACAGGAGAAAGCCAGACAAUUCUGAGUUUUUAUGUUACUAGAAUAAAUUUGUGACAGACAUGUACUUCCCUUUUCUUACAAGAAAGUGUCAUAACGAAGAGGAGCCAGUAAAAGCAUACAGAAAUUUUACUCAUCGGUUUUAUUUAAUAUAUUUUCAGACAUCACGUUAUACAGUUAUGUCAUCGGGUAAGACAAAGUGUGCAUGCUAAUUCAUUGCGCAUAAGUCAUCCGCUCGCAUGUUAUGCUAUCAUAAUCUUAUAAGAUUAGACUGAUUUAUUUUCUACCGUGUAUUGCGUGCAAGGAAACAAUUCUUAGACUCCGAAAGCAAACGUCUCACUCGUAACAAAAUAUGCCCGAGUCUGUACUGUAUAAAGUAUUUAAAUCACAACAUCAGUAAUAAAUACAAGAUAUUCAAUGGCUACUUUUGUAUAGAUCUUGCAUAAGCUGGCACUUAUGACAUAGUCGUUUUCGUAUAAAGAUUUGCAAUCUAUAGCACAUAGAAUGUUUGCUUUCUCCAUUGACAAUGCAUUAUCAGUUAAACGAAAACGUUAUAGCAACGCAUUCGAUGUUUAACGUUAUAUGUAGUAUGCAGUAUUUGUUUUUACUCUUUUAUUGUUUUUAUCUAUUAUUUAAUUUUAUUGAUUUGAGUGAUACAUUGUAUGAAAUUAAACUUUUCAUGACA